Molecule: messenger RNA, 634 nt
Organism: Cydia pomonella (codling moth)
Lineage: Eukaryota; Metazoa; Arthropoda; Insecta; Lepidoptera; Tortricidae
Product: acylphosphatase-2-like
Exons: 1
Coding region: 257-562 (101 amino acids)
Molecular function (GO): acylphosphatase activity
Source: RefSeq, a predicted model, not a curated record
UAUAAAUAAACUUAAUCUAAACAUGUAUUUAAUCGUAUUGGAUAUAACUACGUGAGCUAAUAGCUCAGCUCAGAGUAUUAAUGUGAACGCACCCUAAAAAUGUUGCAUAGCAACCUUCUCGCUGGUUUUCAACAGGCCUAAGCGAAUGCCGUUUCCAAAGCAACAAAACAUAUUAAGUCAAAAUUUUUGUAUUUUUACACGAUUACUAAAGUUUUAACACACAUCGAACACGUAAUAAAUAAAAAGUUAUUAAGGAAUGGCAGGAAACAAAGCAGUGACAUUGGCAACAGCCGAUUUUGAAGUUUUCGGCAAAGUGCAAGGCGUUUACUUCAGGAAACAUACGCAGAAGAAAGCUCUUGAGUUAGGACUGAAAGGUUGGGUAAUGAACACCGCCCAAGGAACCGUGGUCGGACAGCUGCAAGGACCGCCAAAAGCAUUACAAGAUAUGAAGGUCUGGUUGCAAAUGGUUGGUAGUCCGAAGUCCAAAAUUGAGAAAACUACUUUCAGAAACGAAAGUGCCAUCAACAACUGUGCCUUUAAAUCCUUUGAAAUACGUCACUAGCGUGUAUAAUUUUACUGAUAAUAUUUUUUACUACAUUAAUAAACAUUUUUUUCCACAUUGUAUAAACCGGUC